Cordyceps fumosorosea ARSEF 2679 is the source of this 876-nucleotide messenger RNA. RefSeq lists its product as hypothetical. Lineage: Eukaryota; Fungi; Ascomycota; Sordariomycetes; Hypocreales; Cordycipitaceae. The record is from RefSeq and is a predicted model, not a curated record. The transcript has a single exon. The coding region runs from base 1 to 876 and encodes 291 amino acids.
AUGAAUAGCUUUGGCGCCGGCAACACGUAUGCUCCUCGCACGGAAACGCCGUCGAUGGGCCUGCCAGGCUUCAUGCCACCACCACAGAGUGGGCUGAAUACGAACCAAUUGCCCGCAUACGGAUCUUACCAGAGCUCCAAGGCUUCAUGGGAGGCGCAAGAGAAACAUUCCCCGACAGAAUCCGUGGAUGAUAUCCUGGCAUCGCCGAACCUGUCCGAGUACUCGCUGGAGAACGGAGCCGAUUCCGCCUAUACCGGACGACGAUCCAAGCCAAAUAAUGCCAACGCGAACGCCAACCCUAGGAGCCGGCCCCAGCGUCGUCCCUCUAACCGUGAUGAAUUUGACGGGCCUCAUCAAUUUCUUCAGCGCCCUCCUCCAGAGGUCAUUGCCAUGCAGGAGCGGGAGCUGCCUCAUCUUCCGACAAACCUCCAUGUGCAGGAGCAAGACAUGGUGCUGGGCCAGGUCAACGAUCGCUUAUCACAAUGCGCCUACGACUUUGUCGCCAAAUACCAGUUCCCUAUUCCUCUGUCGCAGAACAUGCGACCGGUCGAACGGCCGCAGGAUCGAGAAUGGACCGAGUGGGUUUAUCUGCUUAAGAGACUCGCAACUAAGCGACGGAUUCCUGCUCGCGUCUUGUAUAAUGGUCAAAUUAAGCAGUUUGUGACCAUAUUGGAAAAUUCCCUGGAAAUGAGACACGCCUCGAAACACCAAAGCCGACCACUCAAGGACGACAGGAACAUUCUGCAGCUCAUUUCAGCGGGCAUUCAAGUUGCCAAGAUACUGCGAGAUGCAUCGGCAAUGGACUAUCUUGACCGUCUGUACAUUUCGACCGAGAAGCAGAUCCAGGAACGUACUGCGUCGAGGUUUCGACCUUAG